ACAGCAGCAGCAGCAGCAGCAGCAGCAGCACCCUGGUGGUGGCAGUGGGCGUCGGCUUCGUCACCCAUCGCGCAAGAAGAGGAAAAGCAGCACUGGCAGCAGCACGAGGGGGAUACACCCGCUGUCAAAGUGCACGACCACUGCUUCAACGCCACCGGUAACACAGCCAACACCAGCACAAACGAUGAUGACACCAGCAGCAACAACGACGUCAGCAGCAACGCCAACAGCAACAACAGCAGCAGCAACAACAGCAACAACAACAGCAGCAGCAGCAGCAAGCGGUGUUGCAGUACAGGCAAGCAAAGCACCGAAGAUGAACGACUAUGCUCGUUUGCAGAGCACACAGCCAUCGCCGUCGUCAGCGGUGGCGCUGGCGAACGCUGAGGCGAUGCUGGAGUUGGCGGACGCACCUGCCACUCCACAGCAGCAGCAACAGCGGUUGCAACAACAAGAGCAACAGAAGCAGGCGCAAGCUUCCAUAGCGCCUGCUGUUCAAGCAGUGCCCCACCAAACCACAUCCUCUUCAUCCUCAUCCUCUUCUUCUUCAUCUUCAUCAUCAGCCUCCUCGUCUCCCGAGACACAAGCGUCUGGUCCAUUGGCCACCACGAUGUCAGUACUGCAUUUCAACGGCACCACUACCACCACCACCACCACCAACACCACUCAUGGCACCAGCACCAGCACCAGCACCAGCGGCAGUCGUGCGGAUGCUGUAUCACGUGUCCGGGCCAAUGGCGGCAGCACAACAGGAAGGAGCAACGGUCGCGUUGCGAGCGGAACGAGCACCAACAACAUCAACAUCAACACACACGUGGCCACCAACAACAGGAUCAACAGCGGUGUGCGCGGCGCCGCAAGUGGUGCCCCUGUUCCCACCACACCAAUGACGACUGCUGCGAACCAAGGGCCGAGCGGGCUGGAGCUUGCACGCGCGGUGGUGGCGACCAAGGUGCUGCACGGGGCGGGCUUGUCCAAUCUGGUGCCAGCCAACACCAGCACCAGCACGAGUGGUGGCAGGCGUUGACGUGUGGACGAGAACAGGGAGCGGUGUUGUAGCAGAUGGUUUUGCAUUGUGCUGCUCAUGUGGAGUUCCAGUGCGUGAGUAGAUAUGUCACGCGAUGCGAUGUGAUGCGAUGUGAUGUGAUGUGAUGUGAUGUGAUGCGAACAGACGGUGGUCGUGAACGCACAUGCGUGCGUGUGCGUGUGUGUGUGCGUUCAUGUGUGUGUGCGUUCGUGUGUGUUUACAUAGUUCGUUAGCAAGUGUGCCUAAUCCUUGUUCCCUCCAGCCUGGGUUUGUUGGUCUGUGAUGACCCCCUUGUCCACCCUACUGUUCGUGUGCUCGUUGUCUUGCCUUCUUGCUUGCUCCGUUAUGUUACCUUGCCAGCACAGAGAGUGUGCCCCUUUGUUACCGACCACAACUUGCCUUGGUCUCAACUGUUACAAUGA
Salpingoeca rosetta is the source of this 1449-nucleotide messenger RNA. RefSeq lists its product as uncharacterized. NCBI's taxonomy places the organism in Eukaryota, Choanoflagellata, Craspedida, Salpingoecidae. The record is from RefSeq and is a predicted model, not a curated record. The transcript has a single exon. The coding region runs from base 185 to 1027 and encodes 280 amino acids.